AUGUCGUCUGCUCUACCGCCGCCGCCUCCACCGCAAUGGGUGGUCGCGAUGAACUCCCCAUUGCCGCGUCCCACCAAAGCCGCCUCCAGCAUCCCGGAUCCACCAGGUUUCUCCAGCGGCCGGGGAGGUAAACAGCGCCAGCAACAGCAGCAGCAACCAACCGCGAAGAAACCCGAAGAGACCGACGCCCUGAAGAUGAAGAAGGCCUGGGAGAUCGCCAUCGCUCCGUCCAAGCAACUCCCCAUGAACGGAAUCAUGAUGUACAUGUCCGGCAACAGCCUCCAGAUUUUCAGCAUUAUGAUGGUGUUCAUGCUGUUCAAGGGCCCCAUCCAGGGCUUGAUAAACACCAAUGCGGCGUUCGCUAAAUACGAGACGCCCUCGACGCGCGGUCGUCUGGUGGUUGUGAAGCUGGUCUAUGUGUUGAUGCAGUUCCUACUGCUGGCAUUGGGUAUCUGGAAAGUCAAUGCGAUGGGAUUGUUGCCGACUACGAGAUCGGAUUGGCUUGCUUGGGAAUUAGAGAGGCUGCCUUUGGAGCGGGCUUACUUUGCGUUCAGGUGA
This is a messenger RNA of Penicillium daleae, 558 nucleotides long. RefSeq names its product ER membrane protein complex subunit 4. The transcript is spliced from 3 exons. Gene Ontology annotation, biological process: protein folding in endoplasmic reticulum. The coding region runs from base 1 to 558 and encodes 185 amino acids. The record is from RefSeq and is a predicted model, not a curated record. NCBI's taxonomy places the organism in Eukaryota, Fungi, Ascomycota, Eurotiomycetes, Eurotiales, Aspergillaceae. Gene Ontology annotation, cellular component: EMC complex.